This is a messenger RNA of Paralichthys olivaceus (Japanese flounder), 845 nucleotides long. The record is from RefSeq and is a predicted model, not a curated record. Lineage: Eukaryota; Metazoa; Chordata; Actinopteri; Pleuronectiformes; Paralichthyidae.
UGCCAGUCUGUCUCUGUUAAACCAUGACUGCAGGCCAAACUGUGUGAUGGUGUUUGAGGGGACAAAGCUGCAGCUCAGAGCUGUUCGAGACAUCAAACCUGAGGAGGAGCUCACUAUAAGUUACAUUGAGACGUUGUCCCUGACUGAGGAUCGACAGAGACAGCUGGAGGACCAGUACCAUUUUACCUGCCACUGCCAGCGAUGCCUCUCUCACGACAAAGAUGGACUCAUGCUGUCUGGUGAUGAAACAGCAUGGCGCCUGCUGAAGGAGGCUCUACCCAGACUGGAAGAACAAAAAGCAAAGUCAGAUUGGGAAGCACUGCUACAAAGCUGCAGUGAUUUGUUAUUAACUGUUGGUGGCGCUGUGCCUGAGGAAAAUCUCUACAAGCUUCGAAUGACAGACAUGGCUUUAGACGCCUCCAUUAACCUGGGACGCUGGCAGGAAGCUGUGAGAUAUGGAGAGAAGACAAUUCCAGUUUACAGACAAUACUACCCUGAUCCCCACCCAGUCCACGGAGUCCAGCUGAUGAGAGUUGCAAAGCUGCAGCAUUACCUGGGACACAUCGAGGAAGCUUUAGACACAUUCAAGCAGGCCUAUCAAAUCUUAAAGCUCACCCACAGUGAUGAUCAUCCCUUGUCCAAGGAUCUGUUGAUGAAAAUGGAAGAAUGCCGUUGUGAGAUGGAUCAGCAGUCAUCCUGAAGCCACCAACACACUGAUACAACUGUGACUUGACGUCUUUACAUUUUACUCCAUCUCUUAAUUUUACUUUUUAGGUCAUGAGUGCAUUCCUGAAUUUCUAUCAUCUGAUUUCUGAUGAAUAAAAAUAAAACAUUUCUUCUUUAAA